AUAACUUAAUAUUCAAAAUGUCUGGAUUAUUUGACGCUCUGCCUAAAGUGAAUAGUUGUUGUUUUUGUGUUGCAAGUUUAAAAGCAGCCUGCAUAAUGAUAUGCGUCGUGGAAUUGUUGUUUUCUACUUCGUACUACUUGUAUGGAGAUGGCUGCUACAUCAAUGUGAUACAAAAAAUUUUGACGUACUCUAUAAUAAUAUGCGAUACGGCGUUAGCUUUGACGAGUAUCGUAUUCUUCAUUGGACUGUUAUUGGAUAAACAGAUAACCGCUAUUAUGUUCCUGUGGGUUUUACUGUGCUCUGUAGUUGUAAAACUAUUAGUCUCAAUUGUGGGAAAAAUAAUAGCCAUGAUAGACGGAUACGACAAACACUUCGGUUGCCAUACUGUUUCAUCCCUUAUUGUAGCUUUAAUAAGCGCAGGCUUUGCGGUAUACUUUAUGAUCAUCGUAAGAAGUCACAAAGAUGCAAUGUCCUAGAAGCGAAC
Molecule: messenger RNA, 484 nt
Organism: Aricia agestis (brown argus)
Lineage: Eukaryota; Metazoa; Arthropoda; Insecta; Lepidoptera; Lycaenidae
Exons: 4
Coding region: 18-476 (152 amino acids)
Source: RefSeq, a predicted model, not a curated record